AUGGCGCUGCAGGCCGGCGUCCUGCUCUGGAAACUUCUGCUGCUGCAGAGCUCCGCGGUGCUGUGCGCCGGGCCGGCGGCGGGGCCCGCGGCGGGCGGCGCGGUGGUGGCGGAGGCCGCGGUGAGCGGGCCGGCGGGCGGCCGCGCCGAGCUGCGCUGCCAGAGCCCCCGGAUGGUGUGGACGCAGGACCGGCUGCGCGACCGGCAGCGCGUGCUGCACUGGGACCUGCGCGGCCCCGCCGGCCCCGCGCGCCGCCUGGUGGACCUGUUCUCGGCCGGCGAGCAGCGCGUGUACGAGCCGCGCGACCGGGGCCGCCUGCUGCUGCCGCCCGCCGCCUUCCUGGACGGCAACUUCUCGCUGCUCAUCCGGGCGGUGGAGGAGGCGGACGCCGGGCUGUACACCUGCAACCUGCACCACCAUUACUGCCACCUGGACGAGAACCUGGCCGUCCAGCUGGAGGUCACCGACGACCCCCGGGCCGCCGGCGCGCACUGGGACGGCGAGAAGGAGGUGCUGGUGGCGGCGCGCGGGGCGCCCGCGCUGCUGACCUGCGUGAACCGCGCGGCCGUGUGGACGGACCGGCAGCCGCUGGAGGAGGCGCAGCAGGUGGCGCAUUGGGACCGGCAGCCGCCGGGCGUCCCGCACGACCGCGCCGACCGCCUGCUCGACCUGUACGCGUCCGGCGAGCGCCGCGCCUACGGGCCGCCCGUGCUGCGCGACCGCGUGUCCGUGCGCGCCGACGCCUUCGCGCGCGGCGACUUCUCGCUGCGCAUCGAGCCGCUGGAGCCGGCGGACGAGGGCACCUACUCCUGCCACCUGCACCACCACUACUGCGGCCUGCACGAGCGCCGCGUCUUCCGCCUGACGGUCACCGCGCCCGCCCCGCCGCCGCCGCCGCCGCCGCCCCCGGGCAACGGCUCCCGCCCCGGCGGCGCCCCGGCCCCAGACCCCACGCUGGCACGCGGCCGUAGCGUCAUCAACGUGAUCGUGCCCGAGGGCCGCGCGCUCUUCUUCCAGCAGCUGGGCUACGUGCUGGCCGCGCUCCUGCUCUUCCUGCUGCUGCUGCUCACGGUGGUGCUGGCCACGCGGCAGCGCCGGCGCGGGGGUUACGACUACUCGGACCAGAGGCCUCGGAGGGCCAGGGGGAAGGACGUGAACUUGUCGGAGUUUCCUGUGGCCACAGGGGACCAGGCCUUCUGCAGGAGCGAGGACUUCCCGCUGGAUUACAAAAACAACCUCCUGAAGGAGCGGGCUGCGCUGGCGCAGUGCCCCCCGCCCGCCAAGCACAUCGACCUGGACAAAGAGUUCCGGAAGGAGUACUGCAAGUGA
Pipistrellus nathusii (Nathusius's pipistrelle) is the source of this 1329-nucleotide messenger RNA. NCBI's taxonomy places the organism in Eukaryota, Metazoa, Chordata, Mammalia, Chiroptera, Vespertilionidae. The record is from the annotation of a GenBank genome assembly.